Messenger RNA from Sporisorium graminicola, 3186 nucleotides. RefSeq lists its product as uncharacterized. Bases 1 to 3186 code for a protein of 1061 amino acids. The transcript has a single exon. Gene Ontology annotation, molecular function: beta-mannosidase activity. The record is from RefSeq and is a predicted model, not a curated record. Gene Ontology annotation, biological process: glycoprotein catabolic process. NCBI's taxonomy places the organism in Eukaryota, Fungi, Basidiomycota, Ustilaginomycetes, Ustilaginales, Ustilaginaceae.
AUGACUGGACGCCUUCUCGUAAUCGCGGUCUUGAUUGCACGAGCCGCUAUCGUUGCUGCAGGUGCCGUUACCAAUCAACAGCAGUGGCAACUUGCAUUCGCUGCGACUUCGGCACAACCCCUCACUGAGCACGAUUCCUUCUACAGCAGCAGCCAAGCACAGAUCUGGUCGCUCUCCUCCCUCGAAUCGCAUCGGCUUCCUUUUCCGCUGCAUUCCGAGCACGCUGCGGGUCUGAAUCCAGCUUUGAACACCAACACUUCGGCGGAGACGGCAGCUUCGGCAAGCUUCUCCGCUCAUGCUAAACCCGCACCGCUACAGUGGUCGCUGUCCAAUGCCAACGGCUCCCUCCACGUCGAUGCCCUCUUCCCAUCGCUUACUCACCUUGAUCUGCUCCGUGCAGGAGUCAUCCAAGACCCGCACGUCGGCCUCAACGAAGGGCUCUACUGGUGGAUCUCGAAUGAGCAAGCUUGGACGUACACCGCCGACCUCGAGCCCAUCCUUGCCCAACUUCGUGCCUCCUCCGAUGCAGGCAAGCGCCAAUACUGGCUCCACUUCCAGGGGCUCGACACCAUCGCUCAGGUGUUCGUCGGCGGUGAGCUGAUCCGUGAGACGCGCAAUUACCAUCAGUGGUACGCCUUUCGCGUUCCAGCGCACCUUCUUGAGCGGGAGAUCAGCACCAACAUUACGCUCGUUUUCAGCAAUACUAGCGAGUAUGCUGCUCAGCAAGCUGCAGACCAUAGUCCGGGUUAUCCGACCCAGCUGCAGAGCGCGGAUCGCCCCCGCGUGUUCGAUUACGAGUUUCCCAACCGCAUCCAUGUGCGCAAGCAGCAGUCGGAUUUGGGUUGGGACUGGGGGCCCGCUUUGGUUCCUGUUGGUCCCCAUAAGCCUGCCUAUUUGAUUGUGCUUCCCGAUGCCGCUCAGGAUACUGACAGCGAUGAGGAUGCGAAGGAGCAAGAGGUACAUGGCGAGGCUGGGGAUGCAGAGCGAAAGCCAACAGUACUGGUCAUGGCCAGCGGCAUCGACAUCUACCGCAAAGGCCAGGUCAACAACCUGCCUCCCCCCGACCCGGACGCCAACUGGAUCGUCAAUGUCACACUCACUCUUCUCUCAGCAACCGACGUGAACCCUGCCUCGCUCCGCCUCUCGAUCCCCGCCUUGGACCUGUACACGUUCGACGUGCUGCUCUCCGCACCCUCCGUGUCGGCUGGACUCAACAGCCCUAUCCAUGCGACGUUCGAGGUUCCCAGCAGCGGCAAGUACGGACCUUCGCUAUGGUGGCCGCGUGGGUAUGGCAACCAGACACUGUACGACGUCGUGCUGCACAGCGACGAGCUCGGCAUCGAGGUACGCAAACGCGUCGGCUUCCGAACCGCCGUGUUUGACCUCUCCACCAUCUCCCCGGAGCUUGUCGCGCAGGGUGUCCAGCCGGGCUCGCAUUUCCGGCUGUUUGUCAACGGGCGCGAGGUCUACGUGAUGGGCACCAACGUGAUCCCGUUUGACACGCUCGCUGUGCGCACGAACCCAGACACCGUGCGCUGGCUGCUCGACUCGGCGCUGCACGCGCAUGUCAACCUCAUCCGCGUGUGGGGUGGCGGUGCGUACCCGUCGCCCGAGUUUUUGCGCAUGUGCGAUGAGCUGGGUGUCAUGGUAUGGAUGGACGCCAUGUUCGCUGCGGCCCUGUAUCCUUAUAAUGCCGAUUUUCUGGAGGCGGCGAGCGAGGAGGUGGCGCAGGUGAUGCUCGACGCUGUAUCACACCCGAGUGUGGUGGUGGUGGUGGGGAACAACGAGGGGGAGCUGUUCUUUUUGGGUGGGUAUGGGGUGUGGGAACGCGAUGGCGAGUGGAAGACGGGCUACGAGGCCUUGUUUGACCACGUGGUGAGGGAUCGGGUGCGGGAGGCCAGUCGAGGGCUGUCGUACAUCACGUGUUCCACGACGACGGGGUAUAUCCAGCUGGACCCGUACGUGGGUCGAUACAGCAACUAUCCCAAGGGAGAGCUGCACGGAACGGGCGAGCAUUACGACUAUGUCGCGGCGGAGGGGUUCGAUAUCGACACGUACCCGCGCAGUCGGUUCAUGGUCGAGUUCGGCAUGUUCUCCCUGCCGUCCAUCGAUGCGCUCGACUACAUCCUCGACGGAAGCGGCGACUAUUCGAUCAAUUCAUCAGUGCUGCGUGCGCACCUCAAGCACCCGCCUGCCGGCAACCUCACCUACCCCUUCUCCGCGGCUCAGGGGCAGUCCGAGCUGCUCUCCGCCGUCACCGAAUGGUUCCCCACGCCAUCGACGCACUUACCCGCGCGCGCGCAGCUGCACCGCUACGCCGUAUCGAGCCAGCUCUACCAGGCGCUGUACGUUGCCAACCAGAUCAGCGUGUACCGGCACGGUGCGGCGCAGCGCGAGCGCAAUCGCGGCCUGGUUGUGUGGCAGCUCAACGACGUCUGGCCGGGCACGAGCUGGAGCAGCGUCGAGUACGAUGGUAGGUGGAAGCUUCUGCAUUAUGCGUUGGUGGAUGUGCAGGCGCCGGUGGCGGCGGUGGCCGUGUGGAAUGCCACGGACGAGGUACUGGAGGUUGCGGUGGUGUGGAGUGGAGCGCGCUGGGACGGUGAUGACGGGGCAGGGGAGAAGGUGAGGGUGAGGGUGAGAAUGGAGUGGUUUGAUUUCAGGGGUAAGGUGCUGGUAGCGGACGAACGGGAUGUUGACGUGACGCGCGGUGGCGAAGCGGGCAGUGUGACGGUACAGACGAUCCACGAUCCGGAACACACGCGCUGCGAGGGCAAUGAGCAGGGGUGCUACCUGCGCCUCACUCUGCCGUCCACCCACGUGGUCACGUACUGGACACCGAUGAGUCGUCUUGCGUCCACUGUCGAGCGGCUACACGCCUCGGGUGCCGCUCCGGAUCUCCAACUGCUCCGCUCGCGCUCUUCGCCUGGAACGGUGCGAGUGCGCAACACGGGCAGCGCAGUCGCGCCGUACGUGUGGCUCGAAUACGGCGCGGACGCCGGCGUGGGCUACUUUGCUCGAUGCGACAGCGCGGGCCGGUGCCGUCGCCCAUUCAACGCGUUCUGGCUGCGCCCGGGCGAGGAGGUGCAUCUGCGCCUCGUAAGCGCUGCGCCGGCAGGCGGCGCGGGGAAGCACCAGGAGCGCUGGUCCGUUUCGUCGCUGUUUGACAAUCUGCCGCCGCUCGCGUAG